AUAUAAUAUCCACAACUUCAUUCAUUUCAGAGUUAUAAUUUAUUUAAAUUGUAACAUCCUGCAUGAUACAUCACUUUCUGAUUAAGUAUACUUUGUUUUUAAGCAAUAAUGUUCCUAAUUGUUUGUUACAGAUCUACAGGUGUGAACUUGGAAUCUGAAUGUCUAAAAGCACCACCAAUAGAUAUCACUCGGGUAUCGUAAGAACAACUGUUUACAUGAAAUGUAAAAUACAUAUGGAGGAGUGAAUGUAUAGCCCCACACAAUCUUCUCAGGACUAGACAAAGGAAUUCUGGAACCAUGUGCACUGGACACUCACGCAGUGACGUCACUGGGGCCAGCUACUCCUCCCCUCCGCGCGCCGCGCUAACUGCGUGUUACUACGAGGCAGCAGCCAGUCAGACGGUGCUUGGAGUCCCAAUGAAGUUGACGUAUUCUGUGGUGCCGCGAUACAGCUAACUGCGUCGUAACAUUUCGCGAUGUGUUGUGUGUCUCAUAACAGGAUCUUCCACUAAGAGCCUGCGAUUACAACGAACGACUGUGGAUUAGUCUCUCGAUACGGUUUUAUCUUACCGCUGUUACGUCAUCAAAUCACAUGAUUUAGACCGAACGAGCUCAGUGGUAAAGUGAGGUGAACUUGGUUAUGUGUGUAACACCUGUGAAAGGAGGCGUGUUUGUCUCGUGUUGCGUUGAAUUUGUUGACAGUUGUUUCGGAGUUUAGUUUACACUCCUUCAAGUAAUCAUGAUGGAACCUCCGCUUUCGGAAUUGGACGCCGGCUUCGAGCCUCAGCAACGAGCCCGAUCGAACACGUGGCCUUUACCGCGACCGGACAAUUUCGUGGAUAUCAAGGAAGAACCGGGUAUUAAAUGCCCUGGUGGGGUAGUGUUACCCUGCGGGGGUGUGAUGGGACCCGAGGGAACUCUUCCGGGCGUCCUGCAAUUACCCGCUGCUGCAAAGAAGAACUCCAGCCGACGCAACGCGUGGGGGAACCUGUCGUACGCCGAUCUCAUCACCCAGGCCAUCCAGUCAGCACCCGAAAAGCGCCUCACUCUGUCCCAGAUCUACGAAUGGAUGGUCCAGAACGUGCCCUACUUCAAGGAUAAGGGUGACAGCAACAGCUCCGCCGGAUGGAAGGUAAGUCGUUUUGACUUUGUCUUGGCUUCGAUGGUAACUAUGGCGUCAAGGUAACACAGACGUUCCAGUCUGCCCUUUCGUAAUACCAGUGUACCUACUUGAAGUGUAAGUGAUUGGUUGUCAGUAUAUCGACUGGAUUUAUAUGAUAUUUUUACUUUAAAAUUAGUGGCUACAGUCGGUUUCAAGAAUCUGCAUUGAUGAAACUAUACCUGAAAAUAUAACAGUAGUACUCUUAGAACUAGGCUAGAUUUUGGGAUUCCGUUUCAUUGGGCACUGCAAGCCACGUGUCGCUUGCUGUUUCUACAAGGUGGUCGCGGACCACGUCGGUUCCCGGACCCCACGGUGUAGUCUCCUAGAUGCGUCAGUACUGAUUAAUUCUCAGGUUGUGUUCUAAUACUCUGGCUAUUUUCGACCACAUUUUCUCAUCAGAAUGCCGUCUUCGUACUCCCAGAGGUGGCAACGUUUAA
Zootermopsis nevadensis is the source of this 1599-nucleotide messenger RNA. The record is from RefSeq and is a predicted model, not a curated record. Lineage: Eukaryota; Metazoa; Arthropoda; Insecta; Blattodea; Termopsidae.